UUAUCUUUAAGGAAACUAUACUCUGAGAGUUGAUUGCACCCCACUAAUGUACAGCUUGGUAUACAACCUAACAAAGGAGCUCAAAAGCCCCGAUGAAGGCUUUGAAGGCAAAUCUCUUUAUGAGAGCUGGAAUGGAAAAAGUCCUUCACUGGAGUUCAGUGGCAUGCCCAGGAUUAGUAAGUUGGGAUCUGGUAAUGACUUUGAGGUGUUCUUCCAAAGACUUGGAAUUGCUUCAAGCAGAGCACGGUACACUAAAAAUUGGGCAACAAGCAAAUCCAGGAGCUAUCCUUUGUAUCACAGUGUCUCUGAAACAUAUGAAUUGGUGGAAAAAUUUUAUGAUCCAACUUUUAAGUAUCACCUUGCUGUGGCCCAGGUUCGAGGAGGGAUGGUAUUUGAACUAGCCAAUUCCAUAGUGCUCCCAUUUGACUGUCGAGAUUAUGCUAUAGUUUUGAGAAAGUAUGCUGACAAAAUCUACAAUAUUUCAAUGAGACAUCCACAAGAAAUGAAAACAUACAGUGUGUCAUUUGAUUCACUUUUCUCUGCUGUGAAGAACUUUACGGAAAUUGCUUCUAAGUUCAGUGAGAGGCUUCAAGACUUGGACAAAAACAACCCAAUAUUAUUGAGAAUUAUGAAUGAUCAACUGAUGUUUUUGGAACGAGCAUUUAUUGAUCCUUUAGGAUUACCAGACAGGCCUUUCUAUAGGCACAUCAUCUAUGCUCCCAGCAGCCACAACAAGUAUGCAGGGGAGUCAUUCCCAGGAAUUUAUGAUGCUCUGUUUGAUAUUGAAAGCAAAGUGGAUCCUUCCAAAGCCUGGGGAGAAGUGAAGAGACAGAUCUCCAUUGCAGCCUUUACCGUGCAGGCUGCAGCCGGGACUCUGAGAGAAGUAGCCUGAGGUGGUUCUUCAGAGAACCCGUAUUGAAUAGGUAUGGUCUAUCACUCAGAAAGAAUCGUGAAAGGCAUAUUCUAAAAAAUAUAGUUAAUACACGUACACACACACACACACACACACACACAUCUUAGCAUUCUUCUCCCUAUGAAUCAAAAAAGAAAGAUGGACAAUUUUUAUUCUAUAAUUAUAGAAGGUUAUUCUGAAUUUGAACUAAGGGUUAAAAUUAAGGCAAACACCUACUAUAUUGAAACUCUUAUGUGGCAUUAUAGGGAAUCGAGUCUAAUUCAGCAGUGGCAUCAGCCGUACUGGCCACCCAGGGCUGAGAGAUCACUAUCUUAGCAAACUAGUUGAGCUACUCUGAUCUAAUCAUGCUGCUGGUAAAUGCAGUAACUCUAUACCAUAAAGGAUAAUUACUUCUAUUAAAUUAGCAAAUAUCCCAUUUAUAUCAAAGGGUAUAUGUAACAUUAUGUACAGUAAAAAAUAAGAGAAAUAAAUUAACAUUUAUAGAACUGCCCCCCACAAAUAACCAGUUUGAGAAAGAAACGUUACCAAUAUCUUUGAAUCCCCCAUCUAUCACUGACCAGUGUGCCUUCAUCCUCUGCCAGAGAUCCUCCCUUUCUUGAAUCUUAUGUGAAUCUUUUCUGUUAUCAUUAUUCCACACAUAGCUAUAUUCCUUAUAUGUUUUGGGGUUUGUGUAUUUUUUU
Messenger RNA from Odobenus rosmarus divergens (Pacific walrus), 1593 nucleotides. Its product is annotated as folate hydrolase 1B. The record is from RefSeq and is a predicted model, not a curated record. Gene Ontology annotation, molecular function: carboxypeptidase activity. Lineage: Eukaryota; Metazoa; Chordata; Mammalia; Carnivora; Odobenidae. The coding region runs from base 47 to 892 and encodes 281 amino acids. The transcript is spliced from 7 exons.